This is a messenger RNA of Tyto alba (common barn owl), 1676 nucleotides long. RefSeq names its product ring finger protein 32 (gene RNF32). Gene Ontology annotation, molecular function: protein binding. Lineage: Eukaryota; Metazoa; Chordata; Aves; Strigiformes; Tytonidae. The record is from RefSeq and is a predicted model, not a curated record. The transcript is spliced from 8 exons.
AUGAGCCAUUUGCAGGGGCAACAACCAGCCACUGGACCGGGCCAGGACAGCCGCCAUCCCCCUGAGGAGAGGGGAAGGCUGACUCCCGCUCGGGGCCCUCCCACACAGCGCCUUCCCGUGCGCCCACCGCGCCUGCGCACCCACCUCGGCCGCCAUCGCCACGCCGGGGCAGCUGCCGAGAGGCACAGAGGCUGCAGGGCCAUGGGCAGGUGCAGGGAUGAGGUCUGUGAGGGCCACUUCUCCGUGCAAGAGACAACAGCAGUGUCUACAGUUACUUUACAGGAUCAUAUAAUACACAGUCAUCAGCUCCAGUAUCUUUCAUUAGCAGAUUCUUUUAAGUCAAGGACAAGGAAUACCAUUUACAAAACCGUGAAUGAAAAAGUGGUCAGAGCAGUAGUAGAUACUGGAGUAAGAAAAAAGUGCUCACCACAAAAACAAGGAAGAUACAGAAAGGAGUAUGUUCUUGAUCCCAGUCCUCCACAGCUAACAUUAACUCAGAAAUUAGGCCUCGUUGAGCCUCCUUCCCUGCCACUACCUGCUGAAGAAUGGAUAAAAAUAAAGCAAAGAUCCAUACAGCAUGGAGACACCAUCCAGCCUUGUGCAAUACACAGGGAAGAAUUUGCACUUUAACCUCAUGUGCUGCUUUCAUGUUCUCAUGUAUUCCGUAAAGCAUGCCUGAAAGCUUUUGAAAAAUUUACAGGUAAAAAGUCUUGUCCUAUGUGUAGAAAAGAGCAGUAUCAGACCAGAGUAAUACAUGAUGGGGCACGUUUGUUUAAAAUACAGUGUGCUAUUAGAAUUCAAGCUUACUGGAGGGCAUAUAUUGUUAGAAAAUGGUAUAAAAACUCCAGAAAAUCAGUGCCUCCUAAAGAUAGCAAAUUAAGAAAACAAUUCUUUGAGAAAAAGGUUCAACAAAUCAGCAACUGACUGUUGAGUUCUUAUGACAUCAACCUAGAUGGAUUUUUUUCUGAAAUAGAUUCUUCUGUAGCCACAAGUCAAGAUGUGUUUCAGCAAUUGACAGGAAAAGAAGUAUUAUUAAGUGAAACUGACUGGGAGAAGAUCCAGAUGCAGGCAGUUCAGCAAGAGAUAUUUGACUGUCCUAUCUGUGUCAUGCCACUCAGUCCAACAAUUCAUCCUGGUCAUCUCUCUCCUGGUAACAGCAAUCAGUUUUCACAACAGACUGUUCUGCUUUCUCGUUCAUAGUUGUUUCAUCAUACCUGUCUUCAAGCAUUUGCAGAGUUUUCCUUGGGAGAGUGACAUAUUAGUCCUCUAUGUCACUCAUAUUAUCAAAAGAAAUUCCUCAGAUUUGGUACAUAUAGCUCAUAAUGAACUACCUCGUAGAUCAUAGCUGACGACACAUGCACUUCUAACUCCAGAGCCUUUUCAGAGCCAGAUCUUCCAAGAACAAAUGAUUUUGUAUGGACAAUGGUACUCACCUUGUAUUUAGAGAAAGAAAAGUUAGAAGGAUGAUGUUGCUUCCCUUUCAUACUCGGUUUCACCAUUAGUCUUCCAGCAUUUUCAUUCUUCCUCCCUCUGUCACUCCCACCUUCCUCCAUUUUCAUUUCCCUUUCCCAAAAUAAGCCACAGUUGUUUCAGGCUUUGUGUUCAUUCAAGCAAUAUCCUGGUAUUAUCCCUCACCUGUUUUUUUUACACCUGAUUUGCUGCAGCACAGGUUCCCA